This is a messenger RNA of Lottia gigantea (owl limpet), 357 nucleotides long. RefSeq lists its product as hypothetical. The record is from RefSeq and is a predicted model, not a curated record. The coding region runs from base 1 to 357 and encodes 118 amino acids. The transcript has a single exon. NCBI's taxonomy places the organism in Eukaryota, Metazoa, Mollusca, Gastropoda, Lottiidae.
AUGAGCUUGCCUUACUUACAGAAUAAUGAUUUGAUAAGCUUGCCUUACUUACAGAAUAAUGAUUUGAUGAGCUUGCCUUACUUACAGAAUAAUGAUUUGAUGAGCUUGCCUUACUUACAGAAUAAUGAUUUGAUAAGCUUGCCUUACUUACAGAAUAAUGAUUUGAUAAGCUUGCCUUACGUACAGAAUAAUGAUUUGAUGAGCUUGCCUUACUUACAGAAUAAUGAUUUGAUGAGCUUGCCUUACUUACAGAAUAAUGAUUUGAUAAGCUUGCCUUACUUACAGAAUAAUGAUUUGAUAAGCUUGCCUUACUUACAGAAUAAUGCAAUGACCUGUUUGGGUGCUGGUGAACCUUAA